Molecule: messenger RNA, 3779 nt
Organism: Xyrauchen texanus (razorback sucker)
Lineage: Eukaryota; Metazoa; Chordata; Actinopteri; Cypriniformes; Catostomidae
Product: PHD finger protein 14-like
Exons: 18
Coding region: 71-2761 (896 amino acids)
Biological process (GO): regulation of transcription by RNA polymerase II
Source: RefSeq, a predicted model, not a curated record
CGCAGAACAUGUACUGAAGAGGCGUUCGCUGUACCUUUGUCCAAGCUAUUGAAACGCGAGAAUCCAAUAAAUGGACCGGGGGUCGAAGAAGCGACAGGUGAAGCCUUUGGCUGACUCUCUGCUGGAUGCUCUGGACUAUGACAGCUCAGAUGACAGCGAUUUUGAACUAGGAGAUGCAUCAGAUUCAGAGGGCACCGGCAAUGGGAGUGAGGAGGAGGGCUCAAAGGACAGUGCUGCAGGGUCUGAGAGCUGCUCAAAUCCCAUUGGCUCAGCUGACGAAGAGGGCAUAGAUGAGGAAGAGACCAAAGAUUUAAAUGAAGACACUGAAGAUGAGGAGAAAGCCAAAGAACAGUCUUUCUCAGAGGAGACCAGCUGCAAAGAAACCAGGGGAACAUCUAGGAACCGCAAGAAAGGAGAGAAAGCCUUGGACACUGAAAUAGACGGGAGUGUUAUGGCUGAGGAGGGCCCAGCAGAGCCUAAAAAAUGGAACCUGCGUCGAAACCGGCCAAUGCUGGACUUCACUGCUAUUGUAGAACUAAAUGAAAUGGAUGAUUACGACAGUGAGGAUGAUAAUGACUGGAGGCCCACUGGAAAAAAGAAAGGCAAGGCAUCUGGUAAGGAGAAAGAAGGGAGUGAGCAAGAGGAAGGUGGGGGUAGCGAUGAAGACGACAAUGAGGAUGAUGAGAACGAGACCAGUAGUAGUGAUGAUAGUGAGAAAGAAGAAAAGAAGCCAAAGAGGAAAGCAGGCAAGGACACAGGUGCGUUUGAUGAAGAGGAGACCAACGACAGCCACAGCACAUCUCACGGGAAGGGCAAUGAGGACUCUCUUUUGGAGCGGCCCCAGACGUGGAGCUCCCAGAGGAUGGAGCACAUCCUUAUCUGUUGCGUGUGUCUGGGAGACAACAGCGAAGAUGCGGAUGAGAUCAUCCAGUGUGACAACUGUGGCGUGACAGUGCAUGAAGGUUGCUAUGGCGUUGAUGGUGAAAGUGAUUCAAUCAUGAGCUCUGCCUCAGAGAAUUCAACCGAACCAUGGUUUUGCGAUGCUUGCAAGAAUGGCGUCACACCCAGCUGUGAACUUUGCCCGAGUCAGGAUGGAAUCUUCAAGGAAACUGAUGCUGGGAGGUGGGUGCACGUGGUGUGUGCCCUUUACGUUCCAGGGGUUGCUUUCGGAGAUAUCGACAAACUGCGGCCAGUAACACUCACUGAAAUGAACUACUCAAAGUACGGAGCCAAGGAGUGCAGUUUAUGUGAAGACGUACGUUUUGCCCGCACAGGCGUCUGCAUCAGCUGUGAUGCUGGAAUGUGUCGCUCAUUUUUCCAUGUGACAUGUGCUCAGAGGGAAGGGUUGCUCUCUGAGGCUGCUGCUGAAGAGGACAUUGCCGAUCCUUUCUUUGCUUACUGCAAGCAGCAUGCAGACCGUUUUGACAGGAAAUGGAAAAGGAAAAACUACCUGGCCCUGCAGUCCUACUGCAAAGUGUCCUUGCAAGAGAGAGAGAAGCAACUCACACCUGAAGCUCAGGCUCGAAUCACCACACGACUCCAGCAGUACAGGGCGAAGGCAGAGCUGUCUCGAAACACUCGACCGCAGGCAUGGGUGCCCCGAGAGAAGCUUCCCCGUCCACUCACUUCCAGUGCUUCAGCCAUCCGUAAGCUCAUGCGUAAAGCCGAACUCAUGGGUAUCAGUACGGACAUCUUCCCUGUGGACACGUCCGAUACCAGCGCAAGCAUGGAUGGUCGUCGUAAACAUAAACAACCCGCCCUCACUGCAGACUUUGUUAACUACUACCUUGAGCGGAACAUGAGGAUGAUUCAGAUCCAGGACAACAUUGUGGAACAGAAAAACCUCAAAGACAAGCUUGAGAGUGAGCAGGAGAAGCUGCAUAUGGAGUAUGAUAAGCUGUGCGAGUCUCUGGAGGACCUGCAGAAUGCCAAUGGCCAGCUGAGGACCGAGGGGCAGGGCAUAUGGAGCAUGAUGGGGGGGAUCCUUGGACAGAAAUUGAACUCUCCUGCAGUUCUGAAGGCUCCCAAAGAGAGAAAGCCAAGCAAGAAGGAGGGAGGAUCACCAGCAAAGUCGUCCAACCUCCCAGCUGUGCUCUACAGCUGUGGGAUCUGUAAGAAAAACCAAGACCAGCAUCUUUUACUGCUGUGUGAUACCUGUAAACUGCACUACCACCUGGGCUGCCUAGAUCCACCUCUCACACGCAUGCCAAAGAAGACCAAAAACAGCUACUGGCAAUGCUCUGAGUGCGACCAGGCCAGCAGUGACGAGGCGGACAUCGCAAUGGAGACCCUACCGGAUGGAACUAAAAGGUCCAGGAGGCAGAUCAAGGGACCAAUCAAAUUCAUCCCUCAAGAAAUGAGCCCUGAGCCCAAAAAGCUCCAAGUUAGAGGGACUAGAACCAGAGGACAAAAAAGGAAGAGAACGUCCAUCUGCGAGGAGGAAAAGAUUGAGGAACCGUCGCAGAGGGAGCGCAGACAGAGGCAGACUACUCCACAGAAAAGGCCCAAAGCUGAUGACUCGCGGACAGAAUGCACCACCUGCAAGGGCCCGGGUGACAAUGAAAACCUAGUGAGGUGUGAUGAGUGUCUGCUCUGUUACCACUUUGGCUGUCUGGACCCUCCCCUGAAAAAGUCACCCAAACAAACAGGCUACGGAUGGAUCUGUCAGGAAUGUGACACCUCUUCAUCAAAGGAGGAAGAAGAAGUAGUUGAGGAAGACUCAAUGAAAGAGGAAACGGCAGAGCUAGAGAUACUGAACUGAAAAAUCCUCAGCGUUACCUCACAGUAAUGGUCUUGUCUACACAAUCAGUGCCAUCACCUCAUUUCCUACUAAAGAGUGGGAUGCAAAAUAGCUUUGAAAAAUAUAAUCAACAGACUUGAACUGCCACAGCUUUACAAGACAAAAACUCUGUCUUUGUUAAACAUAAAAAUAUAACAUGACCGUAAGUUCCAGUUUCUAAACAUCAACCUUAGAGUCUUUCUAUAUAUUUACAAAACACAGACUCGAUGUAUGAUCAAGUCCUCCAUCUGCGAAUCUGUUGGAGAUGUUAUGAAUGGAUUUUGUAUAUCAGGGCUCAACCUAGAGAAAUGUCUUUGGAGUACUAAAGUGACUUGUGACGUUGAUACAGAAGUUUGUACUGAACAAUGUACAUAAUCUUUGAUCGGCAUAUGAGCCUGUUUUUACCUCGACUGUAUGCUGUCUUUGGCAUGUAAUAUUUGUCCAGUCAGAGCUUCUUAUUUUUAAAGGUUAUUUUUCCACAAUAUAAAUUUAUAUUUUCCAUGGCUCAACCUGUAUGUAAAUAUCCUUUGUGAUAUAUCAUCAUACUGUUGUUAUGUAUCCAGAAUGUCUCCAAGCAAUGUUUUUGUUAUUGUUAUUAUUAUUAUUAUUAUUAUUAUUAUUAUUAUUAUUAUUAUUAUUAAUCAGCUUUCAUUUCUGUUUUUUAUUUCCAUUUUGGAUUGUUUUUCCUUUUUAAUGUCAAUGCUUUAUACAAAUAAAUUAACUUGUAUUGACAGUAUAACUGACAGUUAAUAUCUUAAUAUGCAUUAUUGGCUUGUGUUAUAUUAAUAAUUGAUUACUUCCUAAUGGUAAGAGCAGACUCUUUUUUAUUAUUUUUUACAAACCUUCAUUUUAUAGAGCUGUAUAGUCCAAACCAUCAUUUAUCAGCAACAGUAAUAUCACCUACUCAUGUGUUCACAUGUGGUCAGGGCUGUUCGUGUUUUUUAAGAGAUUGUUUCAUAUGUGCAAAUGAUGGUACAGUUUGUCUGCCUCACUGUUUGAA